AUGAAAGACGUUUCAAGCUUUUCUGGGGCUCAACACAAAACUUCUCCUUUCAAAAAUAACCGCAUUAAUUCAAUACCGGGCAACUCACAUUUCUACAUGAACCCUCUCGACAGUUCUCUUUCUGAAGAGGAGAAAGACGAUCUGCAAAUCCUUAUUCCCAAAUUAAAUUUAAGGGAAAGCACAGAAUCAAAGCCUCCCAGCAAUUCCAUGGGCCCCAUUUCUUCAUCUGAAAUCACUUCAGUUUCGCAAGAUGAGUUAUUGAACUCGAUGCUUCAAAAAAAUAAGGAACUCAAAUCUGCUCUCGAUAAAAUAACAGAAGAGAAAAAACAAUCUUGA
Molecule: messenger RNA, 336 nt
Organism: Naegleria fowleri
Lineage: Eukaryota; Heterolobosea; Eutetramitea; Acrasida; Naegleriidae
Exons: 1
Coding region: 1-336 (111 amino acids)
Source: RefSeq, a predicted model, not a curated record